GUCAGUCGGGCCUUCUGGGCUUCCUGGUCCUCAGCUCCGCCUCGCCUCGAUCUGGCCGGACAGGGGAAACACUUCUCAGUUAAAGAACAAAAGCAACAACGGACAGACGGAGGAGGACGAAGUGACGGCCACUCAAAUUCGGAGCCGAACCUCUCGGAUUUGGAGAUUUGAGCCCUCCACAGCAGGAAUCAGCCGACGACUGAAACUCCCACGAAAGGCGACAAACUUGGUCGCGUCGCAUCUUUGUAUCCCGACCGUAAUCCGUCGAGUUGUGUGAUAAAUAAGACAAGGGUCAAGCAGACAGACAGACGGUAUUGUUUCCCCUGGUCUUCUUCCAAACUUCGGCCAUUAAAAGCGGAGUAGCAGAAGGCAAACUGAGGAUUUCUUUUGUUUCCUUUUCGCUGGCACGGACCUCUGGAGUAAAGGGUUAUUUUGGCAUUUUCGGUUUCUGUUGAACUGUCUGCCUUUGUGAAGAGGCUACACUUAUCUUUUGGACUGAGAACUUGGAAGUGGAACAAAGCCUGACUGGGAAGGGGUGAGAGACCCUACUUUCAUGUCCCAGAUGGCAACCUACAGUGAACCUAAUGGAAGAACUGGACUACUUCUGAGCAUGAAGGAGGCUUACAAAGGCAAAAUAACAAAGAUGGAAAGUGAAGGAAAGCAAGAAGCUAAACGCUCUGUCAAGGAUUUGCGCCACUCUGCCAGCCCAGCCGAAAGCAACCCAAGUGGUGUGGCUAGUUUCACAACUAACCACAACUCUGUCGUGUGCCUGCCCCUAGUGUCAGAGGGACUGAAAUUGGUAUGGACACAGUCUGAUCAGACCCGAGAACUUGACGCCAUCCCAGAGCUGGUCCAAGCUUUUAAUUUAUUUCCAUACCCAUCGUCUCGUGAAGUUAACGCCCUAGCCCGGGUAUGUGCCCUGCCACUGGACAAAGUUAAGGUGUGGUUUAUGGUUCAGAGAAUUAAAUAUGGCAUCAGCUGGUCCUCAGAAGAGAUAGAGGAGACACGGCGGAAACUGUCUGUGCCUGAGCUUUAUGAUGACUCUACUGAAACAAAUGAAGAAGCCAAAAUUGAUAGCAAGAGCAGCAGCUGUGAUGAAAUGAUAAGUGAAGAUAAGGAUAAUGACAUAGAGGGUGCUCUUUCCAGCCUCAGCCCCCAGAAAAAGAAACCAAAGUGUGAAUCACCAGAUUCCUAUAAACCAGCCAAACCCACUUCCAAGUGUUUCAGUUCCACCCUCCCACCUCCUCAGGAUUCAUACUUCUACCGCCCACCAGUGGACACACCAGCAAGUACUGCAGCUGAUGUCUCCCUUGACCUUUCCGAAUCAUCUUCACGACAACACCGUCAUGGACGUUACAAAAAGUCUAAAGCUCAGCUUGCUGCCCUUCGCAAGAGCUUUCUGAGAGAGAACUGGCCUGCAGAGGUAGAGCUUAGACGUUUGCAGGAAGAAACUGGGUUGAGCCGCAAUGACAUCCGUAAAUGGUUCAGCGACAGCCGUUACCAGCUUAGGGUUGGUCGAGGAAGCCUGGCAGCAGCCCAGAACUAUUCUCACCUUACUGCUGUUGGGGGUAAACAAGAUCAACAAAUCCAACCUCUUCCCCUUGUUACUCAGAAUCCUCGUCAACUAAAUGGUGUGAAGGGCCAGGAGGUAGGUCGUAGUAAUGGGAUUAGAAAUUCACAUUUCUUUCAGACCUUCUUGUCAAACAGCCUGGAGGCAUUUGGGGAAAAGAUCAUUGAGGCAGAUGGGUAUGAAGUGACAGAGGAGCUUUCUGGUGAUGGGGACAGUCUUAAAGAUGAGGAACAGAGCGAAGAAAAACCUUUACAAUUGACCAAGAGCUGCAAGACUGAGCCAGAUGUUCCACAGGAAUCAUCAGAUAUAUCAAAAUCCUCUCCCUACUCUUCCCCCUCUGGCAGCCCACCACUCACAGCCUCACCUAAUAAACAACUUUCAAACAGUAUCAGCACAUCAAAGAGGUCAGCCCAUUCAGCCAAAGCCAGUCCCUCACAACCACCCUUGCAUGUCUCAAGGGCCUCCUCAUCUACAUCCCCUGCCCUCACUCCUGCUGGGCGACCAAGAAAGACCAAGGAGCAGUUGGAUGUGUUAAAGCAGCACUUCUUACGCUGCCAGUGGCCCAAGAGUGAAGACUACACAGAACUUGUUAAGCUUACAGGUUUACCACGUGCCGAUGUUAUUCAGUGGUUUGGGGACACGCGGUAUGCUGUUAAAAAUGGUCAACUACGCUGGGUUAAGGGUGUCCGCGACCAGUUCUUGGCAGAACUUGCUGCCCAGCAAAGUAGCAGUGGCUUAAGUAAUGGAAGUGGCUCUGGCACAUCUACUCGGGUCGGGGGUCGCAAGCGAAAAUCUCAAACAAAUGGAACAAGUACAGAUACCCCAAACAUCCAACCAUUGGUAUCGUAUUACCUUUCAACAGGCUCACUACAUGAAAAAGACCUUGACACUCUAUGCAAGAAAUCAAAAAUGAGCUACCAGCAAGUUCGAGAUUGGUUUGCAGCUCAGGAUGUUGGGGAGACUGACCAAGAACCUCUUGUUACUGAUUAAGAGACAUAGACACUAAAGACUAUAUGAAAGUUGGUUGAGUGCUCCUCACAUCCUUCGCACCAACAGGCAUAGUUAUGACUUGGGUUUAUAUUUGCUUUAAUUGAAGCAGGUUUGUAAUAUUUAGUCUUCCCAGUACAAGCCCAAAGUGAGGUUUGUGUUUUUUAUAUUUGUUGCGUUUUCUGUUCAUCUUAAUAUAUUUGGACUUGAAUAUAAUUGUGCUGCCUGUGUUGCUGUAAAUAGGACAGUAACUUGUACACUGGUUUGCUAUAUUUUUGAGCUUACUAUUUUUGUUUAGAUAUCAAUACUACAGAUUUUUUAGUAUGCUAUUGUAGCAGUAAUUUAAACUGGUUGUAUUUUUGGUACCUAAGUAUAGCACAUGAGUAAAUGCUCUGGAAACAUUUCUAUGUUGAUAAUUUUGUUGACUGAUCACUGUGUGUUCUCAUUCCUUUACACCCAAUAAUUCCUUAUCAUGAAAAGCACACUGGACAUGUAUACUUUAAAUUGACAUCUUGCACUUUGGUUUUAGAGCCUGCUGCCAUUAUGCCUAUUAAAUCCAAUUAUUUCACAAAAUACGAAUUCCUCACUAAACAGUGUCCUUUUUGACCCCUUAACAUCAAAACCCUGUAUCAUGCCUUUUCAAAAACAUAAUCGGUAUGGAAUAGACUGUUGCCUCUAAUCCAGUUAAUUUCUUCAGCAUAUUCCUGAAAUACAUUCCCCGAUCUGCUUUUUGGCAUUCUGAAAUACUUGAUUUACUUUGCACCUAAUUUGCAUUUUUCAGUUAAGGGUCCCGGUACCAAAAAGCAACAAUCACAUUGAAAUUAUACAGAUAUCAGAAUAGCCAACAUUUUUGAUUUGCACCCAUUGAUUCAGUCAGUAUUUUUAUAUCCUCUUUUGUCUUAAUAGAUAGUAGGGUGUGACUUGAUGGUUUAUAGUAUAGACAAACUAGAUAACUGAUGAUGUUCCAUACAUUGUAUAACUAAGUGGCAAAGGGUUUGAUUUAACAAUCCAAAGAAAAACUAGAAUUUCAUUUCUGUCCUAGAUUAUUCAUUACAUCACAAACAUUUCAUGUUGAAGUUAUCAGUACAGGCAUUGUUAGUUCAUACAUUUGCUGUGUGUAGUACUCUAAAGUACAACUCAAUUGACAUGCAGAGGGUUAAGUGGACUCUAAAUUGAGUAAAAGUUAAGUUUGGGUAUAGUUUAUAGGGUCUAGAACAGAUGAACAGAAUUUUGAUAUAUCAGUGUAUAGCACUGUGUUUUGUGAUUCUGUUAGUCAUAAAAACAUUCAUGCAAGUAUUGUGCUGAAGGGAAAUCUCCAAAACACUUUGUCUUCCUUUGCAGAUGUUUUCAAUGUAGUUUUUCCUGUUAAAAAAAAUUCUUAUUUGCACAAUUGUGUCACUGGAAACAAGUAAAAGAUUUGCCUUU
Messenger RNA from Scomber japonicus (chub mackerel), 3982 nucleotides. RefSeq names its product homeobox and leucine zipper encoding a (gene homeza). Lineage: Eukaryota; Metazoa; Chordata; Actinopteri; Scombriformes; Scombridae. Gene Ontology annotation, molecular function: DNA-binding transcription factor activity, RNA polymerase II-specific; DNA binding. Gene Ontology annotation, biological process: regulation of transcription by RNA polymerase II. Gene Ontology annotation, cellular component: nucleus. The transcript has 3 exons. The record is from RefSeq and is a predicted model, not a curated record. The coding region runs from base 554 to 2560 and encodes 668 amino acids.